AUGGCGGACUUUCCGCGCCUCGCGACCCUCAUACUCGCGUCGUACGAACCCGACUUACCUAAGUGCCUACAGCUCCUAGAGUCCGUUUCCGACGAUCACGGUAACACCCCCCCGCAAACCGACGCUGCCGCUGCCGGGAAACCAUCCAAACAAAGCGACUCCGACGCCACGCACGCGCAAUCGGCGAAGGAAAAGGACCCCGAUUCCGAAUCCAACGGCAAGGACGGUCAGCCGAAAGGAAAGCGGGAAGUGAUAGAGGCGCGCGUGCUGCGGAAGGUGGAGCAGCGGGAGACGGAGGGGCAGUGCCCGUCGUACCUAGUGUACCUGGACGAGGCGAAUGAAGACAUCACCGUGGCCAUGCGCGGCAUGAACCUGACUCAAGUGUCGGACUAUGCGAUCCUCAGGAACAACCGCAAGGGCAAGCAGAUGUUUGAUGGAGGCUACGUGCACUGCGGGCUACUCGCAGCGGCAGGCGCGUUUCUAGACCUCGAGAUGGACCAUCUCAAGCGCCUGCUGCGCCGCCACCCCACUCACACUCUCACACUCACGGGCCACUCCAUAGGCGCGGGUGUGGUGGCGCUGGCAGCCAUGGUGCUGGCCAACAACCUGCGCGAGCUGGGCCGCGUGCGCAGAGGCCGCAUCCGCUGCGUGGGGUUCUCUCCUCCGCGCUCUGCUUCUCUGAACCUGGCAGUGCGCCAUGCGGAUAUCAUCACCUCGGUCGUGCUGCAGGAUGACUUUCUGCCCCGUGUGAUGCACCCGCUCGCUCUAGUAUUUGGAGUCACCUUCUGUCUGCCGUGUGUGCUGCAAUAUUCAUGCUGCCACGACACGUGUGUGCCGGAGCAGAAGAGACUGGCGGAUCCCAGAAGGCUCUAUGCACCUGGCCGCCUCUACCACAUGCUCUACACACAGCGCUGCAGCUGUGAGGACCUGCCCCCGGUGGCGCUGACGGCCAUUCCAGUGGAGGGGCGGUUUGAGCACGUGGUGCUGUCGCGCACUGCCACUCGCGACCACACGCUGCCCCUUAUCGCUGCGAAACUGCACCAGUUCCUGCAGGACCCUGCUGUGCUUGCAGCAGACUAUGAGAGGGAUGAUGAGGGGGAGGAAGAGGAGGAAGUGGAGGAGGAUGGGAUGCAGGUGGGGCAGUCAGACUCGGACAGAACGUCCACAGGAGAUGCUCAGGGUGUGCAGUCGGAGAGUGGCGAGGCUGAUAAAACUGCCGCCGGUAGCAGUAGUAGUGCUGGUGGCGGUGGUGGGAAGCCGCUGCAGGCGCAUGAAUCGUCAGCGCAAGUGCACAAGCGGUGGCAGGAUCUGAUAGAAGCGUUGAUGUCUGAUGAGGUAGGGGGUGCCAGGGCAGGGGGUUCAGGUGAUGUUAUAAAAGAGUGCCCAUCCGGAGGCAGUGCGGGCCAUGGGCAAAGUGGGGCUGGAGGUCAAAUUGGAUAUGCCUUGGUGCCCAUGAUUGCUCGUGGCAUUCUCCUCGGCCCUGACCAGCCGGUCAUCCUUCACCUUCUUGAUAUCCCUCUUGCCGAGAGCUCCCUCAAUGGCGUCCGCAUGGAGCUCAUUGACGCCGCUUUCCCCCUCAUUCACGGGGUCGUCGCGACGACGGAUGUUGAGGAGGCAUGCAAGGGUGUCCAGGUGGCCAUUAUGGUGGGAGGUUUCCCCCGCAAGGCCGGCAUGGAGCGCAAGGACGUUAUGUCCAAGAACGUCUCCAUCUACCGCGAUCAGGCCUCCGCUCUGGAGAAGUUCGCCGACAAGGACUGCAAGGUGGUGGUCGUUGCCAACCCCGCCAACACCAACGCGCUCAUCCUCAAGGAGUUCGCGCCCAAGUUCCCCGCCAAGAACAUCACCUGCCUUACCCGCCUGGACCACAACCGCGCUCUCGGCCAGAUCUCGGAGCGCCUGGGCGUGCCGGUGGCGAACGUGAAGAACACCAUCAUCUGGGGCAACCACUCGUCUACCCAGUACCCCGAUGUGAACCACGCCGUCGUCCUCACUCCUGAGGGCGAGAAGGCCGUGCGCGAGCUUGUCAAGGACGACGCUUGGCUCGAUGGCGAUUUCAUCAAGACCGUUCAGCAACGUGGUGCCGCCAUCAUUGCGGCCCGCAAGUUCUCCAGUGCUCUGUCCGCUGCUUCCUCUGCCUGCGACCACAUCCGGAACUGGGUGAAGGGCACACCCGAGGGCUCAUGGGUGUCCAUGGGAGUGAUUUCUGACGGUUCGUACGGCGUUCCCAAGGACAUCAUCUACUCCUUCCCUGUCACCUGCAAGGAUGGCGAGUGGACCAUUGUGCAAGGGCUGUCAAUCGAUGCCAACUCAAGGGCGAAGAUGGACGCCACAGCAGCAGAGCUUGUCGAGGAGAAGGAGCUUGCAUACGAGUGCCUGAAGGCGUAA
Closterium sp. Naga37s-1 is the source of this 2385-nucleotide messenger RNA. The record is from the annotation of a GenBank genome assembly. Lineage: Eukaryota; Viridiplantae; Streptophyta; Zygnematophyceae; Desmidiales; Closteriaceae.